Messenger RNA from Oncorhynchus masou masou (cherry salmon), 2159 nucleotides. RefSeq names its product coiled-coil domain-containing protein 106-like. Lineage: Eukaryota; Metazoa; Chordata; Actinopteri; Salmoniformes; Salmonidae. The coding region runs from base 1 to 1164 and encodes 387 amino acids. The transcript has 7 exons. The record is from RefSeq and is a predicted model, not a curated record. Gene Ontology annotation, cellular component: nucleoplasm.
AUGCAUCUUGCGGCUGAGGGUGCGGGCCAGUCGGUCCACAGUGGUGCCAAUGUGGCCCAGCUCUUUGCUGGAGGCAAGGCCGUCAACGUUGCCGCUGAGAUCCCCAAAGUCUCUGCCUUUGAUAUCCAGAGGGACAAAGACUCCCACCAGCAAGGCGGCGCCACCCAGCAAGUCCAUCAGCACAAGUCCAUUUACAGUCUAUAUAAUGUUGUGGAUGAAUAUGAAGUCUCCUUCCCCUUUGAGGAGAACCAGGGCAGGUCUGCCUAUCUGAACCAGAGUGAGCAGAUUUUGGAAGAGUCGGCUUCUGAAAUGCCUCCGCACUACAGCCCGUUCAUGUUGAUCACCAACCUGCGCACCCACCUUUGUGUGUCCCUGGAGAAGAAUUCGUGGCUGCAGAAGCGCAUCGAGGACCUGGAGGAGGAACGCAACUUCCUGCGCUGCCAGCUGGAACGCUUUGUCUCCUCCAUGAGGACACCGGAGAGCAACCAUGUUUAUCCCGAAUCCCAACACACUAGUCUGAACUACACUACUCUGAAACCUCCACCAGAGAGAGCUCCAAGCCCUCCUCCUUCACCCAUGACCACCAGGUCUGGAAUGCUACGGAAACACGUCCAGAGCCAACCUCACACAUGUAGCAGCAGAGUACCUGUAAAACAGGAGGUGCGUGUGAUCGAAGAAGAUAAGUACUUUGAGGAAGACGGCUAUAUGGAGGAAGAGGAAGUAGAAGAGGACGACGAUUCAUCGGACGAGAAGAUGUCCAAGAAAAAGGGAUCCAGGAAUGGUGGGGAGCCGAGAAUGAAAAUGAGACGGGUUUUCCGGAUUACUCGGGGCAAGGAAAGACAAAGAGUGAAAGAUCCUGAUGGUGUGCUCCACCGGUACCAGAAGAUCCUCCUCACCUACCAGCGCCUGAGGAGCAUGUCCAAGGCCUUCCAGGUCCACCGGGUGGACCGCAACACUAUGGCCUCCACAUCCCCCAUCGCCGAGCUGCUGCUGGUAGCCCCAGAGAAGGUGGCCGAGGUGGGCGAGUUUGAGUCUUCCAAGGAGAAGCUCCUGGACUACGCCCGUCGCUGCUACAAGGCCCUGGACGAGCCCAUGCACGCCAAAGUGGCAGCCAUGAAGAAGAACCACCUGCUUCUGCCCAUCUCCUACAGGUUCAGAAACUAAUGGAGGGUCCUUUCCUCCUAUACGUUUAAACAUGGAGGGAAGGUAGACUGAAAAGUUAUUGACCUUCAUGGGGAGUCACAUACCAAAGGCUGUGAAGGCUUCGUUAAGAGCCAUUUGGCUCUAGAGUCAGUUUUUUUUUCUUCUUUUUUUCGUAUUAUUAUUAUUUUUUUUACCUCUUCUCUUGAAGUAUCUUAUUCAUUGUGUUUGAAACAUUUUCUGAAGGGCUAAUUACAGGAUUACUGCAUUGGGGGCACCGAGGGUAGUUUUUUGUUGUUGAGCGAGAGAUGUUUACACAUAUAUUUUUUUUUUUGAAGGAAAGAGAUGGUUGUCGUCUCACUGUAUUAACUAAAAGCCACACACGGGAUCAUUUUGUGAUGUCGCAACACACUGGAUCAUUUUGUGAUGUAGCAACACACUGGAUCAUUUUGUGACAUAGCCUAUUACAGCAGUUACACAGAAAAAAUAAUGUUUUCUCCAUCCUGCUGUUCAUGUUAAUUGGAUUAAGUUUUUAUAGUCUUUGAUUCAUGGCUCUUUCAUUGUCAGGUGGCACAGCAGAAUAAUGAUCUGCGGUGUGAGUUUCUGCAUGAUUCAUGAAUGGUAGAAGCACUGACAUACUGCAGACACUGUAUUCCUUCCUUUGAGAGCCCUGCUAGUUUUUGUAGAUGACUGCCAUUCAGGGAAAUAUGUUCUACAAGUUUGCGGAGUCCAAAUUAAUGGAAAAUGUGAAGAAUUUGAGCUUACAUCAAAUGCUGUUUUGAUGGUAAAGACCGUUAAUGGACAGGCACACCGUCCUGAGCCGUGGGUUUAAAGAAACUCCACCUGUACAUGUUUAUUUGUUUUGUUUGUUGAACCAUUUGCUAAUACCUGAUCCACGGCUACAAUAUUAUUUUGUUAAUUUAUGUAUUUGACAUUUUCUUUCCACAUUUCGAUUGUAUAUUGAGGUCAGUGAAAGCGGUGUAACCCAUCUGCUGUACAAUAAAAAAAACAUUGUUUGC